This is a messenger RNA of Suillus subalutaceus, 1410 nucleotides long. RefSeq lists its product as uncharacterized. Bases 1 to 1410 code for a protein of 469 amino acids. Lineage: Eukaryota; Fungi; Basidiomycota; Agaricomycetes; Boletales; Suillaceae. The record is from RefSeq and is a predicted model, not a curated record. The transcript has 5 exons.
AUGGGUUGUAACCUGAAGACAUUCAAAAGCACAGAGUUCAUCGACGACUCUGAUAGCUCGGAUGACGAUGGCAGCAUCCUUGACAUCUUGUCGACAUCUUCCGAUUCUGAUAGCUCAGGGUCAUUGACAGCAUUUGUAUCCGAUGCAAGCAUUUUCAAUUUCGAUACUCAAGACAGUAUAGAUCGUGAACUAGAUGCCAUGGCUGCUCUGCCUCCAGCUGUAGAGCCUAUUCCAGUUGCAGAGCCUCUUCAAGCACCUAAAGUCAAGUCAAAAAAGAAAUGUUGCACAUAUAUUCUGUUUGUGGCGACUCCCCCUCCCAAUGAGCCAGAGGUUUUACCUGCUCAAGUGGCUCCACUGUGUAUCAAGGCAACAUACAGCAUCACAAUUCUGCUGCACAAUCGAAAAGAGACCAAUCCAACCAUCUUGUCCUUCGAAAACUACAAGACUUUCUUUACCAUCAUUCACAUCGCUCCGCAGCCAACCUCACUCACAGAUGAAGAUGAUUAUCAAGAGCUCAUCAAACAUCUGCAGCGAAUGAGCACACCUGCUGCCACUAUUUAUAUCCAAGAGCUUUCAGCCAUGAAAAAGCGCAAGGACCGGCCAUCAGACAAGGAGAACAAUAGAGAAACAAAUGAGGAUAACAAUCAUAGCAGCUCAGAAUCGAGUGAUGACGGUAAGAAGAGGAGCAAGAAGAAGAAGAAAACAAAGGCACCAAAGGCUGCUGACAUAGACGAAGAGAUGAAACCAAUCAACAAGAACAUCAAGGCAUUAUCGGAUCGGUGGGUUUGCCACAAAAAUCCAGGCUGCUUGAGCGACUACUGCUACCUAAACCCUGGUGACAAUGGAUCUCAUGAAAAAGGGCCAGAGUAUGCCACUCUUGAGAUGCCUCUUAACCAUUCUUCCUUCAGCAUGAUUUCUUCCGACUCUCUUGGGCGGCCCUCACUUCUUUCCGUCCGCCACCAACAGCUCGACGAACAAUCCAAGAAAGCCACUCAGGCUGAGGCUGUACCUGUCGCACCUGCACCAGCACAAGCUAUGCCUGUUAUCAACAUCAAUUUUCCUCCUGAAAUGUUCCAAGCUAUACGUGCAGCAUCUGGCUCACAACCUGUCCAUCAUGCACCAGCUUCUGCCUUGCUUCCACCUGCUGUAUUACCACCUGCUGUUCCAGCCUCUCUCGGCUCUUUGCUCUCAUCGACACAACUUGCUUCCCUUGGACCGAGAAUGAACCUAAUGGACUUUUGCUCUGCUUAUGAACUUUCACAAAUUCUUCAGUCAAAACUUUCCGAUCAUGGUUUCACGUCAUCACAUGCCCUUUGUUAUGUCACUGUCGAUGAUUUGCAAAAGGUGGGCUUGCUUUGUGGAGAGCUUGCUGAGCUCAAGGAUGCAGUUGCCCGUUGGUGUGGUGAAUAG